This is a messenger RNA of Macadamia integrifolia, 1516 nucleotides long. Its product is annotated as beta-D-xylosidase 1-like. Gene Ontology annotation, biological process: xylan catabolic process; arabinan catabolic process. Gene Ontology annotation, molecular function: alpha-L-arabinofuranosidase activity; xylan 1,4-beta-xylosidase activity. The record is from RefSeq and is a predicted model, not a curated record. Gene Ontology annotation, cellular component: plant-type cell wall. Bases 1 to 1386 code for a protein of 461 amino acids. The transcript has 3 exons. NCBI's taxonomy places the organism in Eukaryota, Viridiplantae, Streptophyta, Magnoliopsida, Proteales, Proteaceae.
AUGGAUCUGGACUGCGGGAAAUACUACCCAGAGUAUGCAACACAAGCAGUAAGGCAAGGGAAGGUGACAGAGGCUGAAAUCGAUGCGUCUCUAAAGAAUCUUAUCAUUGUUCUAUUAAGACUUGGUUGGUUUGAUGGUAACCCUGGUGGGUAUUCAAGACUUGGGAAGAAUGACAUAUGUUCUCCGGCGCAUCUCGAGCUCUCAGCCGAGGCUGCAAGGCAGGGUAUUGUCUUGCUAAAAAAUGAUAAGAACGCUUUGCCAUUAGUUGUUGGCACCGGAAAGCCCAAGUUUGCUGUUGUUGGACCCCAUGCAAAUUCCACGGUAGCAAUGAUUGGUAACUAUGCAAUAAAGAGUGGGGUAACAUGCCAUUAUUCGAAACCAACCGACGCCAUCGCCGAGUAUGGAGAUGUGAUCUAUGCAGCAGGAUGCCAAGGUGUGAAAUGCCCAAAUGGUGAUGGGAUUGGUCAAGCAGUUCAGGCCUCGAAGCAAGCCGAUGCAACCUUCAUCUUUGUUGGAUUGGACCUUUCAGUGGAGGCCGAGAGCUUAGAUCGAAAUGAUCUCAACUUCCCUGGAUUUCAAAAGGCACUCAUCACCCAAAUCAGUGAAGCUGCCACUAAGCCAGUUAUUGUCGUUAUUUUCUCUGCAGGAGGAAUCGACAUCUCCUUUUUGCAACAAGACCCCAAGGUUCAAGCCAUCAUUUGGGCUGGAUACCCUGGUGCCGAGGGUGGCCGUGCCAUUGCCGAUGUCAUUUUUGGCAAGCAUAACCCAGCUGGUCGUCUUCCGAUUACAUGGUACCCGGCAAGUUAUAUAGAUAAUUUCCCAAUGACAUCAAUGCCGCUGAGACCAGUCCCUGAGUCCAAGUACCCAGGAAGGACAUACAAGUUCUAUAACGGAUCAACCAUCUAUCCCUUCGGUUAUGGAUUGAGCUACACGACCUUCCGCUAUGCCAUUAGGUCUGUAACUAAUCCGGUUAUGGUGGACCUGGGGAAGUUCCAACAGUGCAAGCAAAUCCAGUUCUUGGACGGUAGGAAGACAGAUUGCCCAGCCACCCUAGUGGAUGAAUCACAAUGCAUGCAAGUGGUGACGGUAAAAGCAAUGGUGACCAACACUGGAAAAAGGGAUGGAGCACAUGUUGUGUUAGUAUACUCCAUCCCACCAUCAGGCAUUGCCGGUGCACCCAUCAAGAGACUUGUUGCAUUCAAGCGAGUGUUUUUAGUAGCUGGAACGUCACAAGUAGUGCCAUUCAAUUUAAAUGCCUGUCGGGAUUUCAGUAUCAUCGCCGACGAUGCUUACGAGUUGUUGCCAUCUGGACAACAUACGAUCAUUGUCGGAAAUGGAAAUGAUGCAGUUACAGCUCAAUUUACCAUCGGUUUUAACCACAAUUAGUUUCAAUAUAGUUCUGUUUUGUUGGGUCUCCUCUACCAAUUCUUUCAAGGUUACAGAUCUAAUAAUGUAUUUUUUUGUGCUAAUAUGUCUAAUAAAGGAAAUCUUUUUGUUAUUGCAUCAAUUAUCUUUA